GUUCGCUGUGAACAGUCGUUUUAUUCAUUUGUGCAGUGCGCUAUCUUAUCGUGUUAAUAAAUUUUUAUCGCAAAUGCCGUCGUCGUCAGGCGGCGACGGUCGUAAUCUAGGCCAAAAACCUUCUACCACCAAAACCAAAAAUAACCGAACAGACUCAGAAUGGAAACAAGUGGAUUAUUCCAAAAACCUAGCCCAACAUGUAGCCACUGCGGUGUAAGCAAACACUCCAUUGAAUCGUGCCCAACUGCUCAAGCAACCGAUCCAUGCUGCCUAUACUGCCAACUUCCACAUCUUGCAACCGAUCGUAACUGUCGUGAAUGGAAUUCCCAGCGGGACCUCAAAAAAAUAAUGGCCACAGAAAACCUAUCUUUUCGAGACGCAGUAAUCUUCAAGAAACAAAAUCAGGUCACAUCAGCUUUUAGCUACUCCAACAUUGUAAGUAACCAGCCUUCUUCCUCUUCUUCAAAUAAAACAUAUUUUAUCCCUCAUGCCUUUAACACCAUACCAACCUCGCCAACCCUUGCACCUCCAAAAAAUUCCUAACGUCCCACCAGGAAACAUAAAUCCCGUUCCCCCUCCCCUCAUAAAAAUCACUUUCACCUUCCCAAGCAAGCAAGUGUCUCUGUACCUAAUGGAGAAUUUUUAAAAUAUGUUAUUAAUAAUCGACAUGAUACAGCCACAAAUAUUCAAAAUAAAGACUUUUCAUGGGUUGAUACUCUAUCACAACGACUAUCGAAAUCACUACUAAACUCUUUAGAUCUUUCCACACAAUCUGCCACAUCACUAAAAAACCUAAUUGAGUCAUCUAUACAUUCUCUCCUAGUCAUUCCUAAUAUUUCUUGCACCUCUCAUCCCCAAAACUAAACCUCAACUUAAUACAUACGCUCUAUUUUACUAAUAUGAAUAAUAUAAAUAUACUGCAAUGGAACGUUCGUAGUCUCCCUGCGCGCUUACCUUCUCUUCUACACUUACUUACCUUAACCAAAUGCUCAAUUGCAAUACUUUCUGAAACUUGGCUUUCCCCUACCCGUAAAUUCAACAUACCCCAAUUCAAUCUUGUAAGAUCGAACUGUCCCGAUGGUUACGGUGGUGUUGCAAUAGCAACUCACGUAUCCCUCAAAUUCCGAAAAGUCGAUAUUGAAGCCAAUUUAAUUCAAACAUUUGCUCGUUACAAGAUCGACGUGAUCGGAGUAGAGAUCGACAACGGCGUCAAUGUUUCCCCCUUGUCAGUUUGGUCUUGUUAUAUUCCCAAUGACUCAACUAUCCCAUCAAGUGUAUGGAACUCACUGUUCCAACUAACCAAAAAUAAUUGUAUCUUUUCCGGCGAUUUUAAUGCACAUCAUCCUGCUUGGGGCUCCACCUUCUCCUCUCAUCGUAGAAACGAAAUUUAUGAAACAAUUAACUCCUUAGGACUCUGCAUUCUCAACGAUCGCUCCGACACUCAUCUCGGUAGACCUAACUGUAGCAACUCCGCCAUAGACAUUUCCUUCACCUCUCCCAACUUAAUUUGGAACACACCGUGGUCCACACUGGACGACCCUCAUGGUAGUGACCACUUCCCGAUACUAAUUUCAACCAAUUUUGACGUCGCCUAUCAACCUUAUUCCAAUAGAUCAACUUUUACUAAUUCCGCAAGUAUACAAUCAUCCCCUCCUCAAUUCAACUUCAAUAAAGCUAACUGGAAACUCUUCGCACAACUUAUCGAUUCCUCAAUCACUCAUAUUGAUAAAUUAACGUGUAAUAUUGAAAAAUACAACCAACUUACUCAGUUAAUAUUUGACUCUGCCAAAGAAGCCAUUCCCCUCAAGCGGGUGAAUUCCAAUAAUUAUCCAACUUCGCCCCCAUGGUGGGAUACUUCUUGUACUCUAUCCGUUAACAAACGUAACGCACUAUUUAAAAUCUAUCGUAAUACUGGCUCAAUACAAGAUCUCUUUAAAUACCGCAAUCAAUGCGCCUCCACCACCCAUCUACUAAAAAACAAAAAAAAGACUCCUGGAAACAAUUUUGCUCCACACUCAAUCCCUCAUCUUCUUUGCAAUCUCUUUGGGCCACUGCCAAACGUUUUCGCAGGUGCGUACACCCAGUUAUAAGACCCCAUAAUGAUGAUUGGUUUGAUGACUUUUGUUCCAAAGUUGCUCCUUGCUACGUACCUUCUGAAUCAGAAUCUAUCUAUGCCCCUCAUGUAUAUUCCGCCGCCCCCACUUCUGAGCACUGUCUCAAUAAACACAUAAAUAAACACGUAAGUCUCUUGCUUCUGGCAUGGAUCACAUAUCUGCAAUAAUGUUACGUAACUUACCAACCAAUGCACUCGACCUUCUCCUCUCUAUCCUAAAUAAUAUAAUUAUAUCGAACAGGAUCCCUGAAUCCUGGACUGUUUUCAAAGUAAUCCCAAUACCUAAGGCAAAUUCAAUCUCAUCCUUCAGACCUAUCGCAUUAUCUUCCGCUAUAUGUAAAAUAUUUGAAUAUAUAAUCAAAAAUAGGCUAGACUGGUGGUUAGAAUCGAACUCUAUUUUACCUGAUAACUU
Sipha flava (yellow sugarcane aphid) is the source of this 2525-nucleotide messenger RNA. RefSeq lists its product as uncharacterized. The transcript has 2 exons. Gene Ontology annotation, molecular function: catalytic activity. Lineage: Eukaryota; Metazoa; Arthropoda; Insecta; Hemiptera; Aphididae. The coding region runs from base 900 to 2090 and encodes 396 amino acids. The record is from RefSeq and is a predicted model, not a curated record.